Messenger RNA from Cuscuta epithymum, 6078 nucleotides. The record is from the annotation of a GenBank genome assembly. NCBI's taxonomy places the organism in Eukaryota, Viridiplantae, Streptophyta, Magnoliopsida, Solanales, Convolvulaceae.
UUCUUUGUGUCAUAUAUACGACCUUGAGGCUAUGGCAGAGCGUAAGAAAAUCAAUGGAAAUGGAAGGAGAGGGCAAAACUACAUAUAGCAGCCAUUGUGGCAGAGAAAAAAGGUUGUGAUUUGUUUAGUCGUCGGAUUGCAGGCUUUCAGGUGAAGAGGGAGAGUUAGCCGCCGGUGGAUUGGGGGCCUUGGUUCUCGGUCAUUUAGUCAGUAUUGCCACAUAGUUUAUCAGCCGAUUUCACGUGGAGAAGCAGAGCAAAGCACGAAGUCUAGGAUGGGUGUAUAACGACACCCUGUCAAAUGUGUGUAUAUAUAUGGUGCCAAUCUUCAUCCUUUCCUUCUUCGUCAAGAGUGAGAAGCACCUCUCCGAGAUUGGUUCGGAUACAGAUUGAGACUAACUAAAGGAGAAGUAUGUUGGGUGUGUACUGUACGUGUAAGUCUGGAAGUUCAGAAGCUCCAUCUAGGAUUCAUUGUCGUUGGAUAUCGUUAGUGUCCUUGGGCGUCAAAGCCAAAUGGAGAUGAGUUCCAAGCCUAAUAAUAACGGGUGAUUUACCAAAAAACGGGGAAAAUGGGUUGGGGUUGCCAAAACACGGGUAUUUUUCUAGGUUUUACCGAAAAACGGGAGUCGGAACUCCCAAUUCCGACUAGAAGUUAGGGUUUCGAAAAAAAAUUAAAACUUCCCCUCCAGUCGGAUUACCCACUUCCGACUGGAAUAUUAUUUUUUUUUGCCACAUUCUUUUCUUAGACUCUUGCUUUUGCUUUUUAAAAAGUAAUAGUUUUAGGGCCAAAUUUAAAAGUUUUUUUAGAUUCCUUACAUAUUUUUAAAAAUCAAAACUUAGCAUUUUGAUUUUUUGAGUAACAAAACAUUUGAUUGCUUUAUAUUGUUUUUUAAUCCAUUUGUAUUGCCAAUUUUGUUUUAAUUGCAAUUUUUGUAAUUUGAAGUGCAAUUUUGAUUUAAUCCAUUCGUCAAAUUAGAUACAAAUAUGAUUUUGUUUUAAGUGCAAUUUUUGUAAUUUUAAUGGAAGUGAACAAAACAAAUGUAGUUUUCAAUGUAAUUUAUUAAUGAAUAGACAGUACAUACAAUAUUAAAUUUAAUACUACAUCUAACGUUGCGAGCUCGGCCCUGCUCCGUCCCCACCGCCAGUGUUCCAAGGCCCCGUUGUGUCUCCAUAGUAAAACGACGAAUUGAGAAAUGACUCAACAUAAUCAUCCGCUUGUGUGGAGUACUGAAAAGAAUCAUAAUAGGGCGGUGGUUCAUCAAAUGAGACACCUUGAUGCGUUGAGAAUUGAGGGGGUGGUUGAUGAAAUGAGACACCCUGUGUUGAGAAUUGAGGGGGCGAUUGUGAGUCCUCACCCCCACCUUCAUGUUCAUCUGCAUCAUCCUCUUCAUCACUUCCACCUUCAUCUUCAUCUUCAUAAUGGAAUAUGCCCCGAUGGAGCAUCUCUUCAUCACCUACGUCCAGGGCCAUCUGCCGUAGUCGUUUUUGACAGUCCUCAUAACUCGCGCGGUCGGCUAAGAGCUGAUACACCUCGUGAACGCCUUGUUUCUGAAUAAAAAUGUAACACGCGUAAAUAAUAUGACACGAUAUAUGUUAAUGAAUAUGGUAUGUAUUCAAAAACUUACCACAAUACCCCAAUCGUGUGCUGUCGGGGUGUAGCCUGUCGUGGGCACAUUGUGAGAAGGGUUCUGAACCCGUGUCAUACCAUGCUUCUUGUAAGAGUUUCGGUACCUAUUAGUUGCUUCGAGGGACAUAUGUCGUUCAUAAUCAAGAACGUAUAUAUUAUGUUGUAUGUCCGCCCACAUCGCCAAGGCAGCGGUUACUAUGUCCGAACGAUUGCCGUGAUUAUCAGUACCCGUCAAAGGAUCCGGUGACGGGUAAGAGCACUCACGGUGAUAUCACUCCUGCGCAUAUCAGUCUCUAGAGGAGUGAAACCACACGACUGUGUGCAUAGGUCGGUCCACUGAGCCUUACCCUUAAUGGUUGGACCACUGAGGGGCAUGCCCCGAAUGGGCAAACCAAGGAUCAUCGCCACAUCUUGUAGACUAAUCCUGACCUCACCGAAAGGAAGAUGGAAAGUAUGUGUCUCCGGCCUCCAUCUCUCCACCAAAGCGCAUAUUAAACUAUGAUCCACCUUCAUACGGGCAAUGUGCUCUACCCCCAAGAACCCAGCAUAUGCUAACAUAUCUAUCACUCUUUCAUGUCGCGGUUCAUCUCCGAAUGCAGCUGAAGGGAAAUUGACGCAUUUCAAGCACAAGUCUUCGGAAUCUGGUUCAUACCAUACACGGCCCGCACGAUGGUGACGCAGUGGCAACGUGAGUAGUGAACAGAGAUGGUUUGCACUAAAUUUGAGGACCCAGCGAAUUAAUUUUGCCAACUUUAACUUUGACAGAUAAUUUUUGCCAGACUUCCAACUUUGACACUUAUCUGAUUGGAUUUAUCUCAAGAAGAUUUAUCUGAUAAAAAUUUAUCAGAUUAUAAUUUAUCCAACUCUUAAGAUAUCAUCUAACUCAAUUCGCUAUAUUCCAUACCAUCUAGAAUGUAAAUAAUUUGUUGUAAUCCAUAUGUGAAUUCAUUUAAAAUAAUCUAAUACUACGUUUAACUUAUUAUUACCCUUGUAAUUUUCGAAAAUAAUUUUUUUUUAUCUAAAAUCACCAAAGUUUAUAAUUACGAUACCCUUUUCCAUAUACUACGUAUAAUACAAAUUCAUCUAACUUAUUUGUAUAAAUUAUACUUUUCCAUACACUUUUUUGAAGAAUUUUUUUUAAAUAACAAUAUAAUCUAAAAUCACCUAAAUUAUACUCCCUAUUUCACAACAAUAAGAGAUAUUCACAAUAGAAUGCAUACUAACUUAUUUGUGUAAUGGUAAUUUCGAAUUUAAUGAGUAAAAGUCCAAUUAUUAUAGCUAAAUUUUACUAGUAAAAGUCCAAUUUCACAAUCUGAAAUGUAACACACUUUCUAAGUUUCAAGUAUUUUAUAACCAAAUUUUACUCUAAAAGUCCAAUUUCACAAUCUCAAAUGUAACACACUUUCUAAGUUUCAAGUAUUUUAUAACCAAAUUUUACUCUAAAAGUCCAAUUUCACAAUCUCAAUAAAAAAUUCCAAAUUACUUAAUUAACUACUUCUACACUCCUAAAACCGAAAUUUAAGACAAAUCCUAAAUGUAACACACUUUCUAAGUUUCAAGCAUUUUGUAGCUAAAUUUUACUCUAAAAGUCCAAUUUCACAAUUCAUAAAUUACAAAUUACCCAAAGUUUUGAUUUGCUUGGGAUUGAAAAAACUGAAAUUGAGUAAUGAUGUAGUAAGUGAGUAUUGGGGUAAAAUUUACAUUCUAUUUAUAUAAAAAAAAAUAGAUAUCACAAGAUGAAUUGGACAAAAGGUUGCUGGACAAAAGGUUGCUCACGGGAUUAAAGCUGAAAAGGAAAGGAUUCCUCCCUGUCGGAUUAGGCAGUUCCGACUGGAGUAUAGGCCGUUAGAUGGUGAUCCGAAAGCUUCUUCAAACCGUUAGAUUGUGAUCCGCGUCAAAAAAUGUGUUUGUUUAUUGGAUGAAUUAAUUAAAGUUGGAUUCCUGCAGUCGGAUUUCCCAAUUCCGACAGGGUAAAUGCGCGAAAUAAACCCUAAACUCUAGUCGGAAUCACCGAUUCCGACUUACGUAUUUUGGUAACCUAAACGUAACUCCCGUGUUUUGGCGUGUCAGGCUCGAAAGUCCCGUGUUUUGGUAAUUCCUUCGUUGAAUUUCAAUAUUGUAGUUUAAUGAUUCAGUUCGUUUUUUUACUAAAUGAUCAACAAGUUCAGUUUUCAAUGAAAUCGUAAAUAAACAUGAUUUAAUGGCUGCAUCAUAAUUAAGACCUUUAAGUCACUUGUAAAUAGCUCCUUCCUCAAUUUCACUAGAUCGAGAUUCCAAAUCCAUAUAUAAUGGGUACCUAAUGAUUCCUAAUAAUUUUUAUUCAAUAGAGUUCAUAAUAAUUUUCCUUGCUGGUAUUUGCAGGAGAUGAGUUCCAAGCCUAAUAAUAACAGUCCUCUUCAUAUUCAAGAAGAGCACAAGACAUUAAUGGACUCUUCUUCAACUUGUACAGUUUUUCUCCCAAAGGAGAUAUUUUUAGAAAUUCUCACCAGGCUUCCUGCUAAACCUUUAAUGCGAUUCAAGUGUGUUUCCAAAUUCUUUUAUUCUCUUAUAGCUGAGCCCCUCUUUGUUAAAGUGCACAACGACCGAUCCUCGACCCGCCCCAAUGGAACUCAAAUCCUCUUAAAUCUUCCCUUCCCAGACCAAAACCACUUCUACACCCUAAAGGACACCGGAGAAGACAAGGGAAUGCUCCAAGCCAAUCAGGUCCAUUAUUUGGAGGGACAACAGUUUAAAAAUCUGAAUAUGUGGUCACAGGCUAAUGGCUUGAUUUGUUUAUGCAACAAUGAUGGAGACGUCUCUAUUUGCAACCCUAGUACAAGGUAUAUUAUAAGACUCCAUUUCAUUGGACUGAAGUAAUCUAAUAUGGUUUAAUAUGGUUUAAAAAUGAUUUAAAAUUCUAAAUCAAUCUGAUCUUAUAAGAUUUAGUAUUAUGUGAAAUUUACUAUUGUCUAAAUUUGAUAUGUUCUAAUCUAUUUCAGUGUCAUAAUGCAUGUUAGAGUAUGGUCUAGUCUAGGAAUAAAAUAAGUCUAACGAACAAAGCCUAAAAUACCAUCACGUCACAAAUAAUAUAUAUUCUGUAUUUAGGAUGUUUUCACUUUGAUUGAUUUUUGUUUCCUUUCAAAUCAGAUUUAAACAAACUCAAUUCAAACCAGAUCCAUUCAUAUCCAACCAGUGAAAACAUUCUUACUUAAAUGAUUUAGUACUACCUAUUACACAAACCUUUGUCCCAUCUUUAGUUUCUCGUUGAAUAAUGACACGAUAAUUUAGACAAUUAUAAAUUAUAAAUAAGAUAACUUGAGUGUAUUUUGAGAAGUAUUUUGGAUGUGUAUAUAACAUAUAAUGAGGUCAUUGAUGAUAAUUAUGAUGCCGUAAGCGUAUUAUUUUUAAUAUUUGAUUAUUAAUUUGUCAUUUAAUUCCUAAAAUAAAAAUGAGAAGUUUUAGCUACACUGACUCCAAAUACUAUUUUUUCUUUAUGGUAUUGUUGUUCUCAUUUUUACUAAAGUUGUGAUUCACUUUUCUAUACUAUGAACUUAAUGUCAUUCUAAACAAGGCAACAUAUAUCCUUUCCAAGAGCUGCCACGAGCCCAAAAAGUCAAAUCUACACUUGUUCUAUCUUGGGAUUUGAUCCGGUUUCAGAAAAGUACAAGGUUUUGAAGUUGCAAAUCUGGAAUGAUUUAUUUAGUGGCUAUUUAAAGAGGCAACAUUGUGUGUUAACUCUCGGAGUGGAUAAAUCAUGGAGGGAGAUUAGUAAUGUUUUGGUUAGGUACCCCGAUGCGGGUGUUCACAUUGGCGGUAUUAUCUAUUUGAUUGUAAGCUCAAUAAAUAAACACCAAAUUGUCACUUUCAAUGUUGGAGACGAGAAUAUCGGGUUGGUACCUUUCCCGGGUAUUGAGGUAAAAAAAUAUCCCGUCCCAACGUCCUUGAGAUUGUCAUGGAUGGAAAUCGAUGGCCGGCUUGCCGUCGUUCAUAUACAAAGUAACAGUUUUGCAGAACGAGUAAUGGAUAUUUGGACUUUGGAGAAAUCAAUGAAAUGGGAGAAGCAUAGCAUUUCCGUUCCAUGGGAAGAGAGUUUAAUAGUUAAAGAUGCUAUGGACAUUGUCUCCACAUGUACCAAUUUAGGCGAGAUAGUGUUGUUCAUUCAGGCAAGGGGGUGUCUCAGAGUUUUAGUUUAUUCAAUUAGAAAACAUUUGUGGAGAAAGUUGGAAGUAUGCGGACUUCAUGAUUAUUUAUAUGAUUACCAUAGAAGAUCAAACAAUGCGGUGGAUUUCAUUCAAGAGAAUUUGUAUUUCUUCUCACAGAAUGAUUGAUUACUUAGUUUUUUUUGUUUAAUAUUGGUUUAUAAGUUGUAGAGCACAAGUUAUAUAUGUGCAAUUAUACUAUGUAUAUAUAUCCAGGUGUAGGUUUAAUUUGUAUCUAGAUGACUACAUAUUUUUGGGAUUGCUUUCAACUUCG